CGCGGGGCGCUCCGGGCGGUGCGGGCCGGGCCGGGGCCGCCCCGCCAUGUCCGUCAACAUGGAGGAGCUGCGGCACCAGGUGAUGAUCAACCAGUUCGUGCUGGCGGCGGGCUGCGCCGCCGACCAGGCCAAGCAGCUGCUGCAGGCGGCACACUGGCAGUUCGAGACAGCCCUCAGCGCCUUCUUCCAGGAGACCAACAUUCCCAGCAGCCACCACCCCCCCCAGAUGAUGUGCACCCCCAGCAACACGCCGGCCACGCCGCCCAACUUCCCGGACGCGCUGGCCAUGUUCUCCAAGCUGCGCACCUCGGAGAGCCUGCAGAGCAGCAACAGCCCCAUCACCUCCAUGGCCUGCUCCCCCCCGGGCAGCUUCAGCCCCUUCUGGGCCUCCUCUCCCCCCAGCCACCAGCCCUCGUGGCUGCCCCCGUCGUCGCCCACGGCCCACGGCCUGCACCACCACCUGCACCACGGGCAGCCCUCCUGGCCGCCCACCCCCCCGGCCCCCGCCCCCCCACAGAAAGCCGUGGCCACCAUGGAUGGGCAGAGAUAAGGCUGGGGCUGCCCAAGGGCUGGGAGGGCAGGGGGGGCCGGGCCGGGGCGUUGGGGGGCAGGGGCUGGCCGAGAAACGCACUGGAAUCGUUUUCUAGGUUUUAUUAUUAUUUUUAGAGGGGGGGGGAGCACAUGCUGCCAGGGAGGGCGCUGAGCUGGGAGAGCCUCUGGCUGCUCUCUACUCCCCUCCCCUUUUUUUAAAAAAAAAAAUAUAUAACUAUAAUAUAUAAAUAUAUCUAAUGUAUAUAGAUCAGAGAGAAGGAGCAGCAGUGUGGAGGCAGCUCUGUUGGGUGUCUGGGGGUUUUUCCCUGUGGCUCUGUCCCCACCCAGCAUCUCUACAUCAGGACAGAAAUAACAAAAAUAAAUGGAUGGAGGUGGCUGUUGGCCCCCCAGAUCA
Melospiza melodia melodia is the source of this 946-nucleotide messenger RNA. It is a transcript of the gene UBALD2, whose product is annotated as UBA like domain containing 2. The record is from RefSeq and is a predicted model, not a curated record. The coding region runs from base 47 to 550 and encodes 167 amino acids. The transcript has 3 exons. NCBI's taxonomy places the organism in Eukaryota, Metazoa, Chordata, Aves, Passeriformes, Passerellidae. Gene Ontology annotation, molecular function: protein binding.